This is a messenger RNA of Parasteatoda tepidariorum (common house spider), 2091 nucleotides long. RefSeq lists its product as uncharacterized. Gene Ontology annotation, molecular function: histone H3T3 kinase activity; ATP binding. Gene Ontology annotation, biological process: intracellular signal transduction; protein phosphorylation; mitotic cell cycle. Gene Ontology annotation, cellular component: cytoplasm; nucleus. Lineage: Eukaryota; Metazoa; Arthropoda; Arachnida; Araneae; Theridiidae. The record is from RefSeq and is a predicted model, not a curated record.
CUUCUCCCCAGAUGGCGUAUUCGAGCGUUGCAAUCGUCCAUAUCUACGACACUGCAAAACUUGCAAAGUUUUGUAAAUAAGAAACAUUUGCAUUUGUGACCCUUGGUUCUGGCAACACUCUGCGCUAUCUUCUCGAGGCUGUUUUAAAAUUUUAAACAUGAAACGAAUUAAGUGCUAUGGAAAGAAACAAACAAAGUUUAUUGAUACAUCAAAAACUAAUGCAUUUUUUGACAAUCCUAAGUUGCAGAAAUGUAGGGAGACUGAUCAUGAUAUGAAAGGCAUUGAGGAUCAUAAGAAAAGGAAGGAACUACAUAGUUUUUGCAAUGUGUCGCCUCUUAAAACAAGCAAAAGUCAUGAAAGUUUAUUUGGAUCUCUUAUUUUUGAGCCACAUCAAGAUAGAUGUUUUAAACUUAAUCAAAGCAUUAAAUUAAUAGAGAAGAAACCUCAUUUAAAGGUGAAAAAAUAUAAAGGGAAACGAAAACAAAAAGGUAAAAAUUCUUCUAUGCCGAAGUAUAUUUCUACAAAAGGUGUACCAAACUGGUCAAGUAUUUAUCAACAUCAGUUAGUAGUUAACAAGAAUGCUUCGAGUAGACAUAUCUUAAAUAAUAUUUGUGGUGGAAGAAGUCUAAGACAAUCUUUUGCAAGUCCUUUUCCUAGGUCUUCACUUAUUCGUCCUAAAAGUUUUAAGAGAAAGUUAAUUCCUCACAAAUCUCCUGCUAUUUCUACAAGUUUUGUUAAAACUCAACAAAAUCCUUCUAAUUCUUCACUUAGUCAUCUCAAAAAUGUUGGCAUAUCUGGUGAAAAGCCUUUUUUACAAUUGAGAGAUUUGCGUGUUGUGUUGGAAAAAUUGAAAAUAGAUCCUAACAAUGAUGUAGCAUCAAAUUCUGCUACUCCUUCUAAUACUUCUAACUCUUCACUUAGUCCUCACAAAAAUAGUGACUUAUCUGGUGAAAAGCCUCUUUUGCAAUUGAGAGAUUUGCGUGUUGUAUUGGAAAAAUUGAAAAUAGAUCCUAACAAUGAUGUAGCAUCAAAUUCUGCUACUUCUUCUAAUACUUCUAACUCUUCCCAUAGUCCUCUCAAAAAUAGUGACUUAUCUGGUGAAAAGCCUCAUUUGCAAUUGAGAGAAUUACGUGUUGUAUUGGAAAAAUUGAAAAUAGAUCCUAACAAUGCUGUAGCAUCAAAUUCUGCUAUUCCUAAUACUUCUAACUCUUCACUUAGUCCUCUCAAAAAUAGUGACUUAUCUGGUGAAAAGCCUCUUUUGCAAUUGAGAGAUUUGCGUGUUGUAUUGGAAAAAUUGAAAAUAGAUCCUAACAAUGAUGUAGCAUCAAAUUCUGCUACUCCUUCUAAUACUUCUAACUCUUCCCAUAGUCCUCUCAAAAAUAGUGACUUAUCAGGUGAAAAGUCUCCUUUGCAAUUGAGAGAAUUGCGUGUUGUAUUGGAAAAAUUGAAAAUAGAUCCUAAUAAUCAUGUAGCAUCAAAUUCUACUACUCCUAUCAGUUUUGACUUUUUUAAAAACAAACACAACUUUUCCAGUCUAAAUAAUAUUCCAUAUGCUAGUACGCCUGCCAAAUCACUUAAAAAGCUUCAUGGUGGAUAUAUUAAUAAUGUUGACUUAAGUCCCAUUCUUAAAUAUGAGCAUAAAAGAACAACUAAACAGGCCUUUACUUUUGAGGAUUCAGUUUCUUCACAAGUUUCGGCAUCAAUCGCAUCUAGAAGAAGUGUAAAUCCUGCAAAGCAAGGAAUGUCAAAGAAAUUGCAUCUACCUUUUAAAUCUUUCUCAAAUAUUGAGCGAUCAAUAUAUCUGCAAAGCCACAGCUCCAUUAAAAAGGUUGCUGAGUACGACACUGAGCAUUUUUCAAUUUUACCACAACUGCUUGAAUUAUGUAAUCAAAAUAAAGUACUUGAGUUUUCUGAAACUUACGAUUUGAGAAAAACAGGCUUUAAAAAAAUUGGCGAAGGAUCCUAUGGUGAAGUUUUUUGUUUGACUCAACAGAAGAAAUCUUUCAUCAUUAAAGUUAUCCCUAUUUCCGACCAGUUUUCAGACAGCUUGCAGAGUAUGGCUAGUGUUUAUUCCGAAAUAAAAGUUUCUCU